AUGAGCACAUCACUGUUGCAUGACUUCGAACAACAGUAUUCGGUGCAAACCGCAGAGAUAACCGCUCGAAUCGGUCGUCUUUCGAGUCUCGAGAAGCAUGAACGACUGAAUGGCAUUCAGCAAGUGCAACGACUUCUGGUCGACGUUGAAAGUCUUCUUGAACAAAUGGAACUUUCCGUUCGAGAAAUUGAUGCGUCCAGUUAUCGGAAUGAUAAGAAGCAGUUGGAUAGUGAAUUGGAUAAAGCAAUCGGUCGAUUGAAGGAGAACGCUGACAGGGAUGAGUUGAUGGCGUUCGACAAUGAGAUCUCUCUGGAUCAGCAUGGAAAUUGCAAUACGGUUUCUAAAUUUCAGCAAGAUCACCUAAUUGAAAAUACUGAACGACUGGAGAGAACAUCGCGAAGACUGCACGAUACGUACAGAAUGGUUGUUGAGACUGAACAGGUUGAGUUGUUUGUUUGUACUUCGAUUCUGUUCGAAUUGCAAUGCAAUCCGAUAGUAAGAGGAACCUUGCUUGAAGUG
This is a messenger RNA of Anisakis simplex (herring worm), 519 nucleotides long. NCBI's taxonomy places the organism in Eukaryota, Metazoa, Nematoda, Chromadorea, Rhabditida, Anisakidae. The record is from the annotation of a GenBank genome assembly.